AUAACUUUGCCUAUAUUCUGGGUCUUCCCCAUCAACCGGCAAUAUCCGCCGUACCUUCUGGCUUCUUUCGCGGACCUCGACUAGGUGGCAUCGCUGCCUCCCAUGGCUGACAAUGAUCUUCCCCAGGCACUAGUCCAGAGUGGGCUGCGCGCGGAGUUGAUGCCGCAGCAUGUGGCGUUCGUGAUGGACGGGAGCCGGCGAUGGGCGCAGGCGCGGGGCCUGACGACGAAGGUGGGCUACAUGGCCGGUACUCGGGCGCUCGAGAAGAUAGUAGAGCUCUCAGUCGCCUGGGGCAUCCGCGCCAUCACGGUGUUCGUCUUCUCGCAAGAGAACUUCAGGCGCCCCGAGGAGGAGGUCGACUGCGUGAUGGAGCUGAUCGAGCUGGCCAUCCGUGACCCUGAUAGAAUGGAAUCGUAUGCGAGGGAAGGAAUUCGGGUGCAUGUCAUUGGUGAUCCCUCAACCUGGCCAGCUUCUCUGCAGGAGGCUGUUCGGGAGGCUGAGGAGAUGACACGGGACAACUCACGGUUCCAUCUGAUACUAGCGACAGGCUACAGCGGGCGGUGGGACAUCGUGCAGGCAUGCCGGGAGCUCGCCGGCAAGGUGCAGGACAAGCGGCUCAACCCGGAGGACAUCGACGAGGAGAUGCUCGCCGGCCACCUCUCCACGAACGACGUUCUGGGAGAGCUCGCCUGCCCCGACCUGCUCAUCAGAACAAGCGGCGAGCUGAGGCUCAGCAACUUCUUGCUCUGGCAGUCCGCCUACACCGAGCUCUACUUCAGUAACAAAAUGUGGCCUGAUUUUGGGGAGGAGGAGUACAUCCAGGCGUUGAAGGACUUCCAGAGCAGAGAACGCCGGUUUGGCCAAAGGAAACCAUCCCAAGCGAGCAACUGAAAUGCAAGGGAGUUCGUCAAUGGUAAGUCGUUGCUUCGAAUUAGGAAACCGAAUAAAGGUGGGCGUAUUUUUUUUUUGCGAAGUGAAGGAGGACUUAUAUUAAAUCUUGACAAAGUACAUCCCCAAAAUAUACAUGAAAAAAAUCUGAAGUUAUCCAGAUUCCUCCAUCGUCUUCUUCCCCAAUGACUUCCCCCGAAUAUCGAAACCAAAGUGCAGUCCUCAUGCUAAAUCCAACGACCAACCCCAAAACAUUGGACAUGCCGCAAGAUCCAACGCUUCGGAACCAGUCCAAAACACAUCUAAAACGCUGAAAGAAUAUCGGCGGUUGCAUCAUCGGGUAUAGCAUAGGAUGCAGAUUUAUCACCUUUAAAU
Panicum virgatum (switchgrass) is the source of this 1263-nucleotide messenger RNA. Its product is annotated as cis-prenyltransferase 4, chloroplastic-like. Gene Ontology annotation, biological process: polyprenol biosynthetic process. The coding region runs from base 103 to 891 and encodes 262 amino acids. The record is from RefSeq and is a predicted model, not a curated record. The transcript is spliced from 3 exons. Lineage: Eukaryota; Viridiplantae; Streptophyta; Magnoliopsida; Poales; Poaceae.